AUGCUUUCUGCAGCGGGAAUACGCCUCCGGCUUACAGCAACUAUCGCCCUCAUCACUAUCGUCUUAUUUUUCGCCUCCUUUCGAGUGCUUAACCCUGAAGCUCACGAACUUUUUGAGCUUCAAGAGGAUAUUCCUCCGAUACUUGAUCACGCGCAAGCGAAGUCUACCGUCAAAUCGAGCCAAAAUUCUGAGUCAAUCUAUGAGAUAUACAAUGAGACCUUGGGUUUUCAAAAGAUAUAUAUGAUCUCCCUUCCAGAACGGACGGAUAAGCAAGAUACCUUUGCUAUGCAGGCGGCGUUUUCUGAAAUCUCAUAUAUCCUUGCGGAUGGAGUACACGGCGACAAAGUCCCUGCGAAAGCGUUACCACACACAAUGAGUCAGAAGGCAAAUGUCAUUGGGUGUUGGCGUGCACAUCUUAAUGUCUAUCAGAAGAUAGUGCAUGAAAGAGUGUCUACCGCCUUAGUCUUCGAAGACGAUGCCGACUGGGAUGUGGCAUUAAAGCACCAACUCGUGCAAUUCGCUCGAGGUUCAAGAUUCCUCGCGGACACCGUCGAAGGAGACCUAGCACACUCUCCAUAUGGCGAUGACUGGGAUAUGCUUUGGAUCGGCCAUUGCGGUACCUGGGUAUUACCAGACAAGAACCGUCGAUUCUUCGUCAUCCCUAGCGAUCCUACCGUUCUACCACCUCAGUUACGGGAAGAUAACGUGGCAAAGCCAGACAUGAGCCGCUGGCGUACCAACCCUGACGGCGGCGAACAGACAAGAAUAGUCUUCCAUUCAGAAGGCGCUGUGUGUACCUCUGCGUACGCUAUCUCCCAAAAGGGCGCACGCAAAGCUAUCUAUUAUUUAUCUAUGGUCCCCUAUAACGCUCCGGUCGACUGGGGGCUUGCUAACCUCUGUAAGAAUAAAGAACACAAUUUUAAGUGUGUAUCGUCAUGGCCUCAGCUUGUUGGCGUCUCUAGACCUACAUCAAACACCGCUAAAUGGAGCGAUAUCGAUUCCCCCCCGGACUCAGAGAGCACAGCUCAGGACGGACAUUCGUAUCAUCUCAUGUACUCAGCACGACAAAACCUACAGCAUUGGCUCAAUGGGACGAGAAUCUUUGAGAGUCAAUACCCUGACAUCGCACCGCCAAUGGGAAUUAGCGAUAUUGGUAAAGCGAUAGGUUACCCCGAGAUUCUGGUGGGAUAA
Cladophialophora immunda is the source of this 1191-nucleotide messenger RNA. RefSeq lists its product as uncharacterized. The record is from RefSeq and is a predicted model, not a curated record. Lineage: Eukaryota; Fungi; Ascomycota; Eurotiomycetes; Chaetothyriales; Herpotrichiellaceae. The transcript has 2 exons. The coding region runs from base 1 to 1191 and encodes 396 amino acids.